Hemicordylus capensis (graceful crag lizard) is the source of this 4642-nucleotide messenger RNA. RefSeq names its product EPH receptor A2 (gene EPHA2). Gene Ontology annotation, cellular component: plasma membrane; neuron projection. The transcript has 19 exons. Gene Ontology annotation, biological process: axon guidance; cell surface receptor protein tyrosine kinase signaling pathway; protein phosphorylation. Gene Ontology annotation, molecular function: protein binding; ATP binding; transmembrane-ephrin receptor activity. The coding region runs from base 670 to 3621 and encodes 983 amino acids. NCBI's taxonomy places the organism in Eukaryota, Metazoa, Chordata, Lepidosauria, Squamata, Cordylidae. The record is from RefSeq and is a predicted model, not a curated record.
UUGUGGGCAGGAAAGCCAAGCUGAGCCCGGCGGGAGAGGCGGCUCCUGAGCGACAUCUCGGCCGCCAUUCAGACUCCACCAGGGACGCACAGCGAGAGCGAGAGCUGGAGGCCCAGCCAGCCCCCUCCCCUUUUGCAGGGAGACCCGUUUGGGUGGGGGGGGGGCUCCGUCAAAUGGAGGGGGAUCUGCUGCCCCCGGGAGCAGCAGCUCUUCCAGGCAGGGAGGAAACCAGCCUGGCACCCCACGUAGGCAGCGGGAGCGAGAGAGCGAGCGGCCAGGGUUGCAUGGAACGGAAGGUGGACUGGAGCCCCGUGGUAAUGUUCUGGAAGAACUGGUUUCGUCAGAAGCACCAUCCGUUGGGAACCCACUUUGUGGGGCUGCUGCGCAGAAGGAGCUUCUGGCCGCAUCCACCCCCCCCAUGGGAUCCAGAGGUAGACUGCCCUGAAGCAGGAGGCUCCAUUCCCCGAUCGGACGGCGGCUCCGCCCAGCGUGGAGGCUCCUGGGCGGGAGAGGGCGGGGCCGCGUGACGUCGGCGCGGAGCAUGAAUGAACUCGGCGAGAAGUUUCCCACCGGUCCCAUUGAGGGAACUUCUGCGCGGCGGCGGCGGCGGCGCUCCUGGCUUGCCCGGCGGAGGAGUCGGAAGGCAGCAGCCCCCGAGCCCAGGCGAGCAUGGCCGGCAGCCGCCUCCUCCCGCGACGGGCCGCGGCGCCCCUCCUCGUCCCGCUCCUGCUGCUGCUCCAGGCGGCGCUCAGCCGCGGCCAGGCCCGCGAAGUCGUCCUGUUGGACUUUGCCAAGGCAGAGGGCAAUCUUGGCUGGCUGAACAGCCCCUAUGGCCAGGGGUGGGACCUUCUCCAGAUGGUGAUGAACGGCUCCCUGAUCUACAUCUACUCGAUCUGCAACGUGAUGGAAGGCGAGCAGGACAACUGGCUGCGCACCAACUGGAUCUACCGGGGCGAGGCCCAGCGCAUCUUCGUCGAGCUGCAGUUCACCGUCCGGGACUGCAACAGCUUCCCCAGCGGGACGGGCGCCGCCUGCAAGGAGACCUUCAACCUCUACUACGCCGAGUCGGACGUGGACUACGGCACCAACUUCCAGAAGCGCCAGUUCCGCAAGAUCGCCACCAUUGCCCCGGACGAGAUCACCGUGCGGGAGGACUUUGAGAACCGCCACCUCAAGAUCAACCGGGAGGUGCGCGCGGUGGGGCCCCUGGCCCGCAAGGGCUUCUACCUGGCCUUCCAGGACAUCGGGGCCUGCGUGGCCCUCCUCUCCGUCCGCAUCUACUACAAGAAGUGCCCGGGCGUCUUCCGCCACAUGGCCGCCUUCCCCGAGACCAUCGCCGGCGCCGACUCGCAGGCCUUGGCCCGAGUGAGCGGCCGGUGCGUGCCGGACGCCGUGGCCAGCGAGGAGCCCGCCAUGCACUGCAACUCGGACGGGGAGUGGCUGGUGCCGAUCGGAGGCUGCUCCUGCCGCGCGGGCUACGCCAAGGACGGGGACAGCUGCGCAGCUUGCCCGGCCGGCUUCUUCAAGCAGGAGGUCUCCAACGGCGCCUGCGCAGAGUGUCCCCGGCAUACUCUGCCCUCUUCCGGAGGCUCCGCCUCGUGCCCCUGCGCAGAAGGCUAUUUCCGAGCCGCCAGCGACCCGCUCUCGAUGGCCUGCACGCGCCCCCCUUCGGCCCCCCACGGGGUGACAGCCAUCGGCCUGGGCGCCAAGGUGCAGCUCCGGUGGGCCCCACCCCGCAGCUCCGGAGGCCGGCAGGAUGUCACCUACAGCGUGACGUGUGAGCAGUGCCUGCCAGAGUCGGGCGAGUGCUGUCCCUGCGAUGCGGCCCUCCGGUAUUCGGAGCCGCCCCACGCCUUGACCGGCACCUCCCUGACCAUCAGCAACCUGGAGCCACACGUCAACUACACCUUCACGGUGGAGGCCCAGAACGGCGUCUCCUCCUUCAGCAGCCGCCGCAGCUUUGGUGCCGCCAGCAUCAGUGUCAACCAGACGGAGCCUCCCCGGGUGACUUCGGUGGCCCUGGAGGGCCGCACGGCCACCAGCCUGACUCUUUCCUGGACGGUCCCGCCACGGCAACAGAGCCACGUCUGGAAGUACAAAGUCACGUACAGCAAAACGAAGGAGAAGAACAGCUACUCGGUGGUGCACUGCGAGGGGACCUCGGUGACCCUCUCCAAGCUGGCCCCCAGCACCCAGUACCUGGUGCACGUCCAGGCGCUGACUCAGGAGGACCAAGGGGCCUCCAGCAUGGAGUACGAGUUCGAGACACUUGCGGAGCGCUCGGACGGCACAAGCACGGCGGUCCUGGGGGGCUCCAUUGCGGGCGCCAUCUUCAUGGCUUUCCUGGUGGGGGCGAUCAUCUUCCUGCUUCAUCGGAGGAAAAAGAACUUGCGGGCCCGCCAGACUUCGGAAGACGUCUACUUCUCCAAGUCUGACCAGCUGAAGCCCCUGAAGACGUACGUGGACCCCCACACUUACGAAGACCCCAACCAGGCUGUGCUGAAGUUCACCACCGAGAUCCACCCAUCCUGCGUCUCCCGGCAGAAAGUCAUUGGGGCAGGUGAAUUUGGGGAGGUCUACAAGGGCACCCUGAAGAGCAGCAAGAAGGAGAUCCCGGUGGCCAUCAAGACGCUGAAGUCCGGCUACACGGAGAAGCAGCGCAUUGACUUCCUGAGCGAGGCCAGCAUCAUGGGCCAGUUCGGCCACCACAACAUCAUCCGCCUGGAAGGCGUCGUCUCCCAGUAUAAGCCUUUCAUGAUCAUCACGGAGUACAUGGAGAACGGGGCCCUGGAUAAAUUCCUGCGGGAGAAAGAUGGGGAGUUCUGUGUGAUCCAGCUCGUGGGCAUGUUGAGGGGCAUCGCCUCGGGCAUGAAGUACCUGGCCAGCAUGAACUACGUCCACCGGGACUUGGCGGCCCGCAACAUCCUGGUCAACAGCCAGCUGGUCUGCAAAGUCUCGGACUUUGGUCUCUCCCGUGUCCUGGAGGACGACCCCGACGCCACCUACACCACCAGCGGUGGGAAGAUCCCGAUCCGCUGGACAGCGCCUGAGGCCAUCUCGCACCGCAAGUUCACCUCGGCCAGCGACGUCUGGAGCUACGGGAUCGUCAUGUGGGAGGUGAUGUCCUACGGCGAGCGGCCCUACUGGGAACUCUCCAACCAUGAGGUGAUGAAGGCCAUCAGCGAGGGCUUCCGGCUGCCCGCCCCCAUGGACUGCCCCUCGGCCGUCUACCAGCUGAUGAUGCGGUGCUGGCAGCAGGAGCGGAGCCACCGGCCCAAGUUCACCGACAUCGUCAGCAUCCUGGACAAGCUGAUUCGGGCCCCCGACUCCCUCAAGGCUCUGGCCGACUUCGACCCUCGGGUCUCCAUCCGCCUGCCCAGCACCAGCGGCUCAGAGGGGACCCCCUUCCGGACGGUGGCUGAGUGGCUGGAGUCCAUCAAAAUGCAGCAGUACACGGAGCACUUCCUGGCCGCCGGCUACAAUGUCAUCGAGAAGGUGGUGCAGAUGAGCAGCGAGGACAUCAAGAGAAUUGGGGUGAACCUCCCGGGCCACCAGAAGCGCAUCGGCUACAGCCUCCUGGGGCUGAAGGAGCAGGUCAGCACCAUCGGCAUCCCCAUCUGAGCUGGGCCGGCCCGCCCCACCGUCUCUGAGCUGGAUCUCCCCGUCCUUGGGGGGCACCUUGGCAAACCUCCUUCCUGGCCCAUACUUGAAACGCAGCCCCCCCCCCCCGCCAGCCUGGCGCCACCAAGGCUGCCCUCCUCGGACCAGACGGGGUCUCCGCUGCCGGCCUCCUGCCCGCCUCUCCCUCGCUCCCUAUUUAUUGCUCGCCCUCGACUGGAAGCCGCAGCUGCCUCCGCGUGGUGGUGCUGGAGGGCUCCGGGCCGGGUUGGCAGCGCGGGACUGAGCCACUGCCCUGGCGGGGUGCGGCCACCAGCCACGUUCCGUUCCUCCCCCCCCCCGGGGCUCCUCUCGCACCCCCCACCUCGGCUGCCUCAUUUCUCCACUUGCUGCCUGUGGAGGGUGGACGGAAGCAGCGUGGGGCGGCCUCCCUGCUCUGCAGCCGGAUCUUGCCCCACCCUGCUCGGUCUGCUCCUGCCUGUGUCUGGAAGCUGCACCGAACCCCAGAGUGACUCUUUCUGGCGGUGGCGUUUGCUUUUCCAACAAGAAGGAAGGUGCGGAGCCCUGGACACAGUUCGACUGCAAAGCUUGCGGCUGCGUGACCCCCAACUCGGGCACUUUGGGGCGGGGGGCCAUUCUCGGGCGCUGAAGGGCGUCUCCUUUUUCCGAAGGAGCCCAGCCAGCAGCAUCAAGAGGGAGCCCUUCCUCACGGGAAGUGCCUCCGACAUUUUUACGCUUCAGCUCUGAAGUGGUUUUGUCGAGAAUGACCCCAAGUUACUCUCCGGAGAGUCCUCUCCUUGUUGACUGCUCUCUUAUUUAUUCGCUCUGUCCAAAUGCCAGCCCCACCAUUGUUACUGAUCAACUUCUCUGUUUUUUUAAUUGUAAUUUAUUUUUUUAUAUUUAUUGAAGAACUGUUAUGCAGGAAACCAUGCACAGUUUUUUAAAAGCAACAAAACAAAGUUUACUUUUGGGUGUGCAUGGACCUCUAGCUCUAAUAAAAGUGUUUAUUCUUUAAAAAAACAAA